AUGAACUCGGAUAUUUUGUACAAGGUUGACGAAAUCCCGCCUUGGUAUCUCUGUGUAUUUCUAGGAUUUCAGCAGUUUCUCACAGCCUUCGGUGCGACUUUUGCAUACCCUGUGAUAAUCAGCGGUGUUCUGUGUAUAGAUGGUGACGAUGUCGGUCUAGGACAGUUGAUAAGUACUGUGAUAUUUGUAGCUGGCGCGUCUUCUAUUCUACAAUCAACGUUUGGUGUAAGACUGCCCAUCAUACAAAGUUGUAGUUACACUUUCAUCGUCCCAGCGUUUGUUGUGCUGUCAGUCAGAUCUAACAGCUGUCCGUACCAUGAUCUGUCCGUCAACAAAUCCACCCUGCCAGACUAUGGAUCUGCUGCACAUCAGGAAGUUUGGAAGUCAAACCUCUGUGAGCUCCAAACGAGGGUAAUAAAAUUAUUUCAGCUGCAAGGUUCGCUGAUGGUGGCGUCACUCCUGUCUAUUGUACUUGGAUGUUCUGGUAUGAUCGGGCUUCUGAUGAGGUUCAUUGGUCCGUUGACCAUAGCGCCGACCAUCUGUCUCAUAGCGUUGUCCUUGUUUGAUGUAGCUGCUGAUAAAGGGUCAAGUCAUUGGUGCAUCUGUGUAAUGACAAUCUUUUUGGUGGUCUUAUUCUCCCAGUACUUGAGAAACAUUGCCAUCAAAAUUCCUUUCAUAAAGAUAAAAAUACAAAUUUUUGCCUUAUUUCCGGUGUUGCUGGCUGUGAUGAUCUCUUGGGGCAUAUGCCACAUACUGACAGUGAGCAAUGCCCUGACUGACCACCCAGACGAGUGGGGCUACAAGGCUAGAACUGACAUCAGGGCUAAGGCAUUGUCCGCAUCCAACUGGUUCCGUCUUCCUUAUCCAGGUCAGUGGGGCGUGCCACGGAUCACUGUGACCGGCGUGUUGGGCAUGUUGGCUGCCCUACUCGCUUCUACAAUUGAAUCUGUCGGAGACUACUACGCAUGCGCAAGACUUGCUGGGGCUCCACCGCCUCCACCGAGUGCAGUUAGUCGAGGUAUAGCCAUGGAGGGAGUCACGUGUCUGCUGGCUGGAGCCUGGGGGACAGGGGGCGGCACCACUUCGUACAGUGAAAAUAUCGGCGCCAUUGGAAUCACAAAGGUAGCGAGUCGUGUUGUGAUCCAGUGUGCUGGUUGUCUGAUGCUAGUCCUGGGCUGUGUGGGCAAGUUUGGUGCGCUGUUCGUCACUAUACCUGAGCCUGUUUUAGGUGGACUCUUCUACGUCAUGUUUGGUAUGGUGGCGGCGGUUGGGAUCUCUAAUCUCCAACAUGUUGACCUCAAUUCGUCCAGAAAUCUGUUCGUGUUCGGUCUGCCGGUCUUCUUCGGUCUCAGCGUGUCUAACUGGGUCAGCACACAUCAGGUCAAGACAGGCAGUGAGCUGGCUGACCAAGUACUGACCGUGUUGUUUGGUACCUCGAUGUUAGUGGGCGGGGUCAUGGCUUUUGUGCUGGACAACAGUAUCCCAGGAACUAGAAAAGAACGCGGACUGCUACACUGGAGGAAUCAAGCGCAAGGACCUGAGGGUGAUCUGUCUGUCUAUGACAUCCCAUUGUUACAACCUUUUCUCAACCGGCUAUCUUGUAGCAAGUAA
Physella acuta is the source of this 1611-nucleotide messenger RNA. Its product is annotated as solute carrier family 23 member 2-like. Gene Ontology annotation, biological process: transmembrane transport. Gene Ontology annotation, cellular component: membrane. The record is from RefSeq and is a predicted model, not a curated record. Gene Ontology annotation, molecular function: transmembrane transporter activity. Lineage: Eukaryota; Metazoa; Mollusca; Gastropoda; Physidae.